Ceraceosorus bombacis is the source of this 818-nucleotide messenger RNA. Lineage: Eukaryota; Fungi; Basidiomycota; Exobasidiomycetes; Ceraceosorales; Ceraceosoraceae. The record is from the annotation of a GenBank genome assembly.
AUGGCCGACGUAAAGAGGAUCAUCAGGAUGAGGGACGAUAAGCAAGCUAUGGCUGCUCUGGUACAAAAAGGAUCGCUCGGAGACGAGACCGUGGCCAGAUUUGCCCUGGCGGAAAAGGAAUUGGAAGCGGAAUUGUUGGAUGUGAUCAGCGAGGCGAACACGUUCAGGGAAGGAUGGGGUCAGCUCAUCUUCCCUACCGCUGGCGAAAUGGUCGCACAUCUGAAACACAAGGAGGUCUACUAUGGCGUUGCAACUCAACGAGAUGAUGAGAGUGAGUGUGGGUCUUGCGUACUUUCGCAACGUACGGCGGGACUUGGCUUGUACGGAAAACCCUAGUGGAGUGAGCCACGAAGCUCCGCCUCUGACCAAUGUUCGCUGCUGCCUUGGCUCACGCAUUCGUUCAUAUGCCUCUUCUCAUACAGAGCUCAAGCUGCAAGAAGCGGGCAAGCCCGUCCCCCAAUCCCGAGUCCCAUUGCCCCCCCUAGUCACGCCUCCAGGUACACAGAUCCAAGUCCAAAUGCCAGCCCAGCCAGGUCCGGCAAAUGGGCACGCUGCACCAGCCAAUGCGGAGCAAGCUGAAAUCGCAGCAGCUGCUCAGGCAGCCGGCUUACCGCCUGGAUUCCUGCAAGCUGCGCAACAAGCUGCAGCGAUGAAGCAACAACAGCAACAAAAGUUGCAGCAAGCUGGUCAAGCGGGAAAGAAGCAGGUGACUGUGGAAGAGGAGGUGGGUGCUUGAGCGUGCGCAUGCACAUAGCCCAGAUCGUCGUUCCUCAUGCCAAUCUGACCGGAGUUCUCUUUUGCGUCAACAGGAAGAGUGA